This is a messenger RNA of Rotaria sp. Silwood2, 1062 nucleotides long. Lineage: Eukaryota; Metazoa; Rotifera; Eurotatoria; Philodinida; Philodinidae. The record is from the annotation of a GenBank genome assembly.
AUGUUUAUAGAUUAUCUUUCUCAUAAUAUUUUAUAUCAUUUAUGUAAAUAUUUAUCAUUUAUUGAUAUUAUAAACUUAUCAAAAACAUGCAAACAAUUAUAUAUAUUAAUUGAAAAUGAUAAUUAUUUUUGGAUGAUAUUAAUUAAAAAUCAUUUUGGUUUUAAGUUAUAUAAACGUUAUGUUCAUGAAAUAUUUCAUAAUGAAAAGAAUUCAGAUGAUGUUUUAUAUCGUACGAACAAAGACAAAGAAAAAUUUGAAAAAUAUUUUGAAAAAAAUAAAGCAUUUUUUUUAUGUAUUACAUGGGUAUUCAAUAUGCUAAAUUGUAAUGAUAGUAUUGAUAGUUAUAUAGCUUAUAAAAGUCUAAUGAAACAAAAAAAAAAUCCACAUACAAAUGAUCUACGAAUGUCACUUACAAUAGAAGAAGUAUUUGAUUAUUAUUUAAAAAAAAAUAAUUCUUUAACUGAAGAAAAUAUUUUACAAAUAUCAUUUUAUAAGUUAGUUUAUUUUUAUUUAAUUGAGCUUAAACGUUUACUAGCUGUAAAUUUGUUUGGAAUAUAUUUACAUUGUUCACACAAUCAUUUAAAUUGUACUAAUAGAUUAUAUCCCAAACAAGAAGAUGAUUUAACAAGUUCAACAGGUCGAUGUGUUCGGUUAUAUACAGAUCGUUCUCGAUUUCUAGGUGGUAUUAAAGGCCAAUUCAAAUCAAUAUGGCCUGGAAUAUAUGAAAUUAUAUGUCGUAUUAAACUGGAAAAGAAUGAAGAAUAUUUAACAUAUUACAAUGAACAUUGUAGUCGAGUUCCACAAUCAAAAACAAGUGUCCAAUGCUAUUUUUAUGCAUUAGCUGAUCAUGGUCUUGAUUGUGAAUGCAACCAAAAAAAGAUGAAUUUCAAUUGGUUUGAAUCAAACUAUUUACUAUAUGGUAAUCAAAAUUGGUUCAAUGAAACAAUGGGAAAAAUAAAAGUAUUCGAAUUAUCGGAUAUUUAUUUUGGAUUUCAAAUUAAAAAUGAAUAUUUUUAUCGUAAUAUUUUACUUGAUUAUGUACAAUUAAAUAUUGUUGAAUAA